Messenger RNA from Neopsephotus bourkii (Bourke's parrot), 538 nucleotides. It is a transcript of the gene LSM2, whose product is annotated as LSM2 homolog, U6 small nuclear RNA and mRNA degradation associated. Gene Ontology annotation, biological process: mRNA splicing, via spliceosome. Gene Ontology annotation, molecular function: RNA binding. The record is from RefSeq and is a predicted model, not a curated record. Gene Ontology annotation, cellular component: U4/U6 x U5 tri-snRNP complex; precatalytic spliceosome; catalytic step 2 spliceosome. The transcript has 6 exons. The coding region runs from base 1 to 522 and encodes 173 amino acids. NCBI's taxonomy places the organism in Eukaryota, Metazoa, Chordata, Aves, Psittaciformes, Psittacidae.
AUGGGGGGGGGCAUGUGUACAUGGGGGCGGGUGAGUCACUUCCCGCGCUGCCCCCGCGUCCGGGGAGGCGUGGCCUCGGCGGAAGAGGGCGUGGCCAACAGCGGCGCGGACGGGGGAGGGGCGUGGUCAAAGCGGGAAGUGGGCGUGUCCCCGGCAGCGGAAGGGGGCGUGGCCAGCGCGGGGCGCGCGGCUGGCGGGAGGCAGCGGCCGGGAUGCCCUUGCCCCCCCCCCCCGCAGCUCUUCUACUCCUUCUUUAAGUCCCUGGUGGGGAAGGACGUGGUGGUGGAGCUCAAGAACGACCUCAGCAUCUGUGGGACCCUGCACUCAGUGGAUCAGUACCUCAACAUUAAGCUGACGGACAUCAGUGUCACCGACCCCGAGAAGUACCCGCACAUGCUGUCGGUCAAGAACUGCUUCAUCCGCGGCUCCGUGGUUCGCUACGUGCAGCUCCCUGCGGACGAGGUGGACACGCAGCUGCUGCAGGACGCGGCCCGCAAGGAGGCGCUGCAGCAGAAGCAGUGAUUGCGGCUGGAACCGC